Molecule: messenger RNA, 1365 nt
Organism: Menidia menidia (Atlantic silverside)
Lineage: Eukaryota; Metazoa; Chordata; Actinopteri; Atheriniformes; Atherinopsidae
Source: the annotation of a GenBank genome assembly
CUGUUCCGAGUCCGUGACGCUUCCUGUGACGCGCCUCUCGCCGCACCACCCCGGAGAGACGGACAGCAGAGCUGCGAGAGACGGAGCCAGCCCCGGACUCACCGGACACCGGAGUCUCCAUCUUCUAGCCUGCCCUGUAGACCGUCGACGGCUCUCCGCUGCGCGCAUCCCGGGAACCACAUCCACCCACCUGAGCCAGCGCACCGCCCCCAGCAGCACCCGCACUCUGCAGUCAUGGAGGUUCCAGGCUUGGCGCACAACAUUACCAGUCCAUUAAGUCCCUGCGAGGGGAUGAUCAAGGACCUGAGCUUGGACGCCUUACAGUUAUGUGAACGAGAUGGAAACAAAUCCCAGGAUGGCAGCAUCUCUGAGAUGGAGGAGCUCCCUGUUCCUCAGAACAUCAAGAUCAGCAACAUCACCUGCGACUCCUUCAAGAUCUGCUGGGACAUGGAGGCCCGCAGCAAAGAGCGCAUCACACACUACUUCAUCGACCUGAACAAGAAAGAGAACAAAAACUCUAACAAGUUCAAGCACAAGGAUGUUCCUACCAAGCUUGUGGCUAAGGCUGUGCCGCUGCCCAUGACCGUCCGGGGUCACUGGUUCCUGAGUCCCCGCACCGAGUACACAGUGGCCGUCCAGACCGCAUCCAAACAGACAGACGGGGACUACGCUGUGUCAGAGUGGAGCGAGAUCAUCGAGUUCUGCACCGCCGAUUAUUCAACAGUGCAUCUAAACCAGUUGUUGGAGAAGGCGGAGGUCAUCUCCGGACGGAUGCUGCGUUUCUCUGUUUUCUACAGAAACCAGAAUAAGGAGUACUUUGACCAUGCAAGGGAACAAGGGAACCGGAUGCUGCCGUCGGUAAAGGACAACAGCGGCAGCCACGGCUCGCCCAUCAGCGGCAAACUGGAGGGCAUCUUCUUCAGCUGCAACACGGAGUUCAACACCGGAAAGCCCCCGCAGGAUUCCCCAUACGGUCGCCAUCGCUUCGAGGUCCGGGCUGACGCGCUGUUCAGCCCCGACACCAACCUCUACUUCGGAGACUUCUACUGCAUGUACACGGCCUACCACUACGUCAUCCUGGUCCUGGCGCCCAAGGGCUCCACGGGCGACGAGUUCUGCAAGCAGAGGCUGCCCGCGCUCGACAUCGCCAACAACCGCUUCUUGACCUGCCAGCAGGAGGACGACGGCGGCCUGGUCUUUCACCACGCCCAGGACGUGAUCCUGGAGGUGAUCUACACGGAGCCCGUAGACCUGGCCCUGGGCACGGUGGCGGAGAUCAGCGGGCACCAGCUGAUGAGCAUGUCCACAGUAAACGCCAAGAAGGACCCCAGCUGCAAGACCUGCAACAUCAGCGUGGGACGCUAG